This is a messenger RNA of Aspergillus candidus, 1978 nucleotides long. RefSeq names its product serine hydrolase domain-containing protein. The record is from RefSeq and is a predicted model, not a curated record. The annotation marks the transcript as partial. NCBI's taxonomy places the organism in Eukaryota, Fungi, Ascomycota, Eurotiomycetes, Eurotiales, Aspergillaceae. The transcript has 3 exons.
ACUACUGGUGUGCGACAUGUCGACAAAGACACGGUGUUCCGCAUCGGAAGCGGUUCAAAGCUGUGGACCGUCUUGCUCCUGCUGAAGGAGAUGGGCGACCGUGUCUUCUCCCACCCUGUUGGGGCGUACGUGCCGGAACUACUGGAGGCCGCUGAGAAAUUCCGCCACAACAAGACUGCAGCGAACGACCAGGCAAAUUUGAUGAGAUGGGAUGAGGUGACGGUGGGAGAGCUGGCGAGCCAUAUGGCUGGGGUCACACGUGAUUAUGGAUUCAUGGACACAGCAUUUGAGCCCGAACUGAUGCAGGCUGCGGGGUUCCCGAAGCUGCGAGACCAGGAUGUUCCUCCGUGUGGUGAGACGAAGGCCUGCAACAGGAAGGACUUCUUUGAGGGUUUGCUCAAGAGCCAUCCCGUCGUUCCGACCGGCGGAACUCCCGUAUACUCCAACGCUGCUUUCCAAAUCCUCGGUUACGUUGUGGAGAACGCGACCGGGCGCAGUUACAACGACCUCGUCCAUACCGAGUUGGUUGACCGACUCGGACUGAACGGUUCAUACUCUAGCCCACCCGAUCCGAAGCUGGGCGUCAUCCCGGGAGAUGUCCGCAGCAGCAUGUGGGGAUUGGAUAUUGCUGAUGAGACUCCCGCUGGAGGCCUCUUCUCGUCUACGCGAGACAUGGCCAACGUGGGCCGAGCUAUCCUGAACAGCACUCUUCUACCCCGAGAAAUGACCCGACGCUGGCUCAAACCCGUCUCCCACACCUCGUCGCUCAAUAUGGCCGUCGGAGCCCCCUGGGAGAUUGCAUCGUACGAAGAGGACCGGGUAGUGGAUAUCUACACCAAAUCCGGCGACGUCGGUUCGUACUCGUCGAUGCUCGUGCUGUCUCCAGACCAUGACGUCGGCUUUGUCGUCCUUGCCGCGGGUGACAGCGCUCCACAGGCUACCCGGAUACUCACAGACCUCGUCAAUGAAGCCCUAAUCCCCGGACUCGACCAGGCCGCCAAAAAGGAAGCGCAGCGGUUCACCGGGGACUAUACCCUCGAAGACGGCAAGUCUCAUAUGCGCGUGACCACGGACGACGGGCCGGGCCUCCUAGUCACGAAGUGGAUCAGCAACUCGAAAGAUUUGUUUUCUACAGUAAUAAUGCCGGCAUUGGGCGUCAAGAAACCAUCGCUAAUCGAAGUGCGUCUCUAUCCGACCGGCUUGAAGAGCCCUCGACAAAUUUCGUUCCGCGCGAUUCCUCGCAGUCGGGUUGAGACACCGGGAUUUGGUCCCUUCUCCAACAGCUGUACUAGCUGGUUGAGUAUGGACGCACAGCGGUAUGGCAAUGUGGGGAUGGAUGACGUUGUGUUCGAAAUGAAUGAGAAGGGCGAAGUGGUGGGGAUCAGCCCUCGGGCAUCGCGGGUCACUCUUCGCAAGGAGUGAGACCUUGUUUUUAGGUAGAUCGUACUUUGUAUCAAUAUAUGUUAGAUGACACGUCAAUAGAUGGUCAAUGUUUUUUCGGCCGAUACAAGUAUUGAUGACAGCAUUGGGUGAUCUUGCAGCCUGUAUGUUCUUCGAAUAGUCCCAGUGUACACACCGGCUUGUGUGGCCGAUGACAGGUUGGCGAUAACCCACAAUUCCACAACAACGACUGGCUCUGUGUUUCUGGUGAUAGAAUCCUGCAAUCCACAGUCCGAAGAUCUGAAUGAGGUGUACAAGUAGGUGAAAGAUAAAUGCUGAUCGACCGACAGAGAGCUCCCCAGUAUUUAUGGCAAUGUGCCUGGAUGGAGCCGCGAAGAACCAGUAGAGAUAGAUGCCGCGUCAGCCAGGUUUCAAGCAAUGUGUUCGCUCUUGGCAGGAGACAAAUCGACUAUAGACUGGACGAUCAAUCAACCCGAGAGAAAGAGAGGUGAGAAGAAGUGAGAGGGGAGAAAGGAAGAGAAGAUGGAGUUCGGUGGGGAAAACGCUCGAGUCACGCGGGCACAGACCAUGUAUCUUU